This is a messenger RNA of Acanthoscelides obtectus, 7865 nucleotides long. NCBI's taxonomy places the organism in Eukaryota, Metazoa, Arthropoda, Insecta, Coleoptera, Chrysomelidae. The record is from the annotation of a GenBank genome assembly.
UGGAAUGGCGGUAGGGGGAAGUCUGGCAACACCGUCCGUGCGACCGGAGAUCGCGCGAUCGCGGAUCGAGCCAGUUAGUCCUAGUCAAGCUGUCAUCCGCAACGGGGUGUGACGUAAGUCACUUGUUUUUGUAAUCGGUGAAGGUGGUUAGUGUUAGUGGGACCAGGGUGGUUCCUUGUGGCAACCUGUCGCGUGGUUCGGUGGUUGCGUAUUAGUGCCACUUCAACACCAUGGCACUAAACCAAGACGAGGCCAAACAAGUUGUACGGGUCGACCAGGAUUCUGAGACAGAUCUACAGGCUCUGUUCGACAGUGUGUUGAAACCGGAUUCGAAAAGACCGCUGCAAGUACCAUGGAGCAUGAGAAAGUUGCCAGAUUCUUUCUUUAAUCCUCCAUCUACGGGCUCAAAGUCUAUCAACCACUCUCGCGAGAACUCUGUCGAUUCAGCUUUUGGGGGUGGUAGUAGUACCGCGACUACCCCCGUUAAUUCCGUGCCCCUACAGACUGCGCACCACCGAGCUCAUAGCUCCCCGGCCUCAUUACAACAAACCUUCGCUGUCGGCCAGCAGCAAACCCCAGUGCACCAACAUAUUAAACAGAGGUCCUACGACGUGGCCACCAAGUCUGAGGACAACACUCCCCUGCCCCCAGGCUGGGAACAAGCCAGAACCCCAGAAGGACAGGUGUACUACUUGAAUCACACAACCCGUACGACCACGUGGGAGGACCCCAGGAAAUCUCUAGCUGCACAAGCAGCUGCCCAGCAACAUCAGAGUGCAGAACAACUGCUUACAAGUCACCAAUUGCCACACCCACAGUCACCAAACCCCAAUACUGCCAAAGCUACAGAUGUAGAUUUAGGGCCUUUGCCAGAAGGAUGGGAGCAAGCGCAGACUCCGGAAGGGGAAAUAUAUUUCAUAAACCAUCAAACACGCACUACGUCAUGGUUUGACCCCAGGAUUCCCACACAUCUACAACAAAGAUCUUCAGGAGGCGUGGUAGGAUCAACAUGGCAUGCCACUACACUUUCGUCAUCACCUGCUAAGCAACAACAGAUGAGGCUCCAGCAAUUGCAGAUGGAACGCGAAAGACUCAAGCAAAGACAACAAGAAAUCAGGAGACAGCAAGAGAUCAUGAUGAGAAGUACAAGUGACUUGCCAGUUAUUGAUCCGUUCCUGUCCAGUCUUACAGAUCACUCUCGUCAAGAGUCCGGAGACAGUGGGCUUGGUAUGGGAACUACAUACUCGAUACCUCACACUCCCGAAAAUUUUCUAUCCAACAUGGACGACAACAUGGACGUAGGUAGCGAGAGUCACACCAUGGAUACCCCGGAUAUCUCAACGUUGAGCGAUAACAUUGACUCAACAGAUGACUUAGUGCCUACGUUACAACUAGGAGAAGAAUUCCCGAUUCUAGAAGACGUACAAUCAUUGAUCAACCCACCGACCACCAGAGCUGAUAAUGUACUAAUUUGGUUGUAAUACAAGUGCCUCGAUGUUUUUCAAGUACUCACAUACUUUUCGUUGUUAAGGAUAUGGAAUAGAAGGUAUCGGUACUGUAAUAAAUUGUUUAAAUGGGUACGUAUGAAAUUGCAAAUUUUGCGGCUUUUGAGAUUUUUUUCAGUUCAAGUUUCACCAGUACCAGCAAUUUUUCCUUGACGGAAAUUAUGUAGAAGCAUUUUUAAAUUUUUCUGACGAAACUGACCUAAACAUCAACUUGUCAAGUGAUCACUAGCAGUCAUUUUGUUGAUAAAUAUCUACAGAACAAACGCACGUUUGUGUUUUUCAAUUUGAGAAUGUUUAUAGAUUUUCGUUUAAUUUUUCAAUAUCGAUCACGUACCUUAAUUCGAUAGAACUGGUAAGUGCAAAAAACUAUCACAGCAUAUUUGAGAGCUCAAACACUUCCGCAGUUAUACUUUCUAGUAUGCUAGGAGCAGCCCAAAUGAAUUUGGGAUCGAUGCAAGCUGUAUCUCGACGUCUUGCUGACUAAACGCCUAUAGCAUGCAAAAAUCUUUUUUUCUCAAAUUUAUGGGCUUCAUCUCGCAUUCUGAACUAACAAAGAUUUAGUCAAGAACCAACCUUUAUUCGAGCUUUUAGUAUUAUAAACGAACACAUUAUUUUGUUCCCAGUACUUUUUAUCGAUAGAGUUUUUGAUCCCAAAAUAUUUCUCGCGCUUUUGAUCUUUGGGCAUAGAGUGAAUGUGGCAGUGGUCGGACAGUUCAGACAAAAGUGGAAUACAAAGUGUAAUUACGAAUUUCGUGUUCAAGAUAACACAACUAAUGCUUUCGGAGGUCAUCAUAUAUGUUGUUGACUUUUCGUCACACAUUGCUUGUAGAUAUUCCUGUAAUUUUAUAAAAAAAUAUAAAUCAAAAAGGUGCCAUUUUUCCAGUACAUGAACAGAAGGUGCUAGUAGUCGGCCGGCUAGUUUCCAAUUGUCGGACAGCAUUUGAUUAGCCAGUUUUAGACAGAACCGUAUUUAAAAAUUUGUGUUAGUAGAAUAGAAAUUCCAAAUCAGUCGUCAUUUAGACGAGGAAAAGAAAUUAAACACACUCAUACUGAGUCUAUUUAAUAUAGAUAUUUUUAUCCAAAAUAAUACCUUUAGGUAAAAAUGAACAAGAAACCAAUUUUUUCCUUUAAUCCGGUCCGGCACUACCACACUGUUUACAUAUUUCAAGCAAUUUCGCAACAUUUCUCACAGCUUCGACUGUCUCCUUUAGUAUGCCUUCAUUAUAUAUUCAGAAUUUAUUUUUUUUCUUGGUAUCCAUUCCCGAAUGAAGUGGAAAUGUGAAAUUUUAUUUCACAGUAUCGUGAAAAAAUGGCGGGAAAAUGUAAGUGGCCGGCUAUUGGAAAUAAUUGCAGCCGCAUUUUGGUUUCUUUAAUUGCAAGAGAGAAGUUUGCUAGUUUCUAAGUUUAAAAAGAAAAAGAUUGAUUCAUAACGACCACGCCAUUCGGACACUUGUCCGACUAUUGGAUUUUGUCUAGUAUGAUGAUCCAGUCAGCGGCCACUCCAACUUGACUUCAAAAUAUUUAAAUAACAUAUUAAUAAUUGAUUUCGUCAAUUUUGAAUGUCUUCUGCAUUAUGUAACAAGAACAGUAUUUAUAUAUUGUCAGCUGACGAUUCUACUUGCCUUUAAAGUUUAUGUCACUCACUACAUAAAUUACAAAAAUUGAGGAAUCCAAGAGAGGCUGUUUUUGUCGCGCUAAUACUGUAAACUGUCCAAAUUAGUUGAUAAAUCUGAUACCAAUUACCAACAAGUAUAGGAUUUCAAAUAUUCAAGUAUUUUACCAAUAAUAUAACAUUUGUUCGACCACUGGUAGUGUCCGGGUUACUGCUACAUUCACCCUACUAGUGCUGUGUUGCCUAGUUAUGCUAUUGACACACGAAUUUUUCUGCUAUUUUUCAUGCACCUUAAUCUUAUCACAUUUCUGAUAACGUGGCGCGUGAUAUUUCGUCGGAAACGCAUUGAAGUCGGAAACCAGAGCCAAAACCGUUCAAGUCAGUAUCCAUUUAUACAACAAGUGACCCAUAUCUUGUAGGACAUAUCACAUUAGAAAUAAAGUAUAGAAAGUCGAAUUUGCCAACAAUGUACAGGGUGUAGCUCGUCAAAAAAUUUUGGGGUAAAGCGUGAUAAUCGUUCUCGACAAUGCGGACGAAAAUUUUAUACCGCGAGUAAACGGGCUCACGGCGACUAUGAAAUUGAUUAUAUGUAGAAUAAAUGAAAAUUUGACAGCGUGGAUGAUUUUCUCAUUUUUUCAAUCAGCCUGUUUUGGGCAGUCCUCUAAUCAAACCAAGUAUAUCUCUAUAACGCACAUGCCACCCUGUACAUUGAUAUUUUUUCAAGGAUAGAUCGCUCUUUCUAUUUUUUGCAAUGUGUUUCUAACAUACGCUUUAAAUGGCAAUAAAAGAAACAUUCAUAUCAUAGUCGACUAUCUAUUAAGGAUAAAGUUCUAGCAUUUGUAAUAUUGUAGUGUUACAGUUUAUGGGAACGUUAUUUUGCUGUUGGGUAUGUUUUUAUACAUAUAUAGAUUUUAAUGUAUUGUUUUAGUUGUUUGUGAGGAAAUAUUCGUUUCUGCAUUUUGGCAAGAAAAAUAUCGCAAUACAAACUGUACAAAUUGAAGAAAAUUGGUGCUACCAUAAAAAAUUGAAUCCGGAUAAUAACUGUAAAGGAACAACUGCCUGAUCAGGUAUAACUUGAUGCUAAACAAAGCAAAACUGCUCUUCUCCCACCAUUAUUGUCUGGCCAAUAAAAACACAUGUAUUGACACAAUCGUCUUUACUGUAAACAUUUCAUUCACAAAUAUGACAAUGUAUUUUAUCUGUCUUCCAGGUGACAGUCCAUUUGUUUUUCUUUUCAUCGUCGUAACAAUAAAAAUAUUCAUUGCGCAAUAGUCUCCCAAUUACAGGACAAUAAUACAUAAGCAUACCAGAAAACAAAAUCAAAUGAAAAAAACAAUUAAUAGAUUUAAAAUAUAAACAAUAAUUGAAUAACUGGAAAGUGCGAACGUACAACAGAUUACAGAAAAAAAAUAUAAGAUUUUUGACAUCACUCAAGCUCUAGAUAAAAAUAUAAGACAUUUUCGAUAAACAUAUGAAAGUUAAAAGCCAGACAUAUUAAGAGAAGAAUAGCCUAUUUAUGUGAUUGCUCUAUCCACAUACAAACGACCACAACACUAGAUAAAAUUGCGCUGGCGUCUAAUUUAUUAUGUAAAAGUUUAUAAUGGCUAUCGAAUUACAUUUUCGUCUCAGAUCCAGACUUUCUGAUUCAAAUCUAAAAGUAAGGUGCUCAUAAAGUAAAUUCCUAGGACGAUAAGUACCGUCAGUGUUACAAGCGAGCAGUUUUUCAAAAAGCGUCUAAAUUGCCAGUUUAUGUUUGAGGUAAGAUACGUUUGUGAUAAUGACAAGAAAAGACAAACGAACUGUCACCUGAAAGGCAGAUAAAUAAAAUAUAUUUUCAUUGUACUGUUUAUCGACAUGUAAGUCACGGGAAAGUUUCAGGCGUUACAUCAAUAGAAGCCUUAUAUAUUUUUUUUGUCUAGUUCGGCUAUUUGUGUAAGUGAUACUGAUCAGUUAGUUGUUUCUAAAUGCUUCGUAUGGUGGACUAAUUUCUAUUUGCUCAAAAUGUUGUCAACUUGAUAUCAACUUUAAGGAUUUUUUGAGCACUCUUAGAUUAAUUUUUCCUUAGUAUUGGUGAUAUCAAUUGAGUUGUCAGUCACACCGAUUUCUAUUGUGUAAACUAGGAAUUUGAGUGUGACGUGGACCUGGGGUCGAAGUAUCUUAUGCCAAUGAUUUUGGCCGCAAUAAUCAGUUAUUGGUGGAUUUUGGAAACCAAAACUUCAAAUUUUAAUUGUUACGUUUUUAGUAUUCUAAUUAAUAUAGGUUGAUGUAUUUUUGUAUUGUAGGUGAAUUUAUUUAAAUCUAUCAAAUAUUUAAUAGCAAUAACGGAACUAAUGAAUUGUGUAUCAUUUUUAAUACAUCGUGUAUAUUUGAUAAACAUAUUUACACAUUUGUAACUCCUAGUCUCAACCUCAAAAUCACCAUUUCUCUGAGAGGAACUCACGAGCUAUCACGUGGAACUCCGAUUAUGCAAACAACUGUAAAUACUAUUGUCACUUUAGGCACUCAUGCUUCUGCCAAUUAAUCAGUUUAGAUUUUAAUACGUGAGUUUGCGUGACAGCGCAUGAGUUCACGUGACGUGACAAUGAACGGUUUUUGAACUGAAAUGUCAGCUAAUAUUGCUUGAGGCUGCGGAUUUACUCGUUGCAUCAAAAGUUCAUUGUGUGAACAUUUUGAGAUGCAGAUAAUGGUAUUUUUUAUUUCUUGUUUUUGAUAACCCUGUGUUAUCACGAAACCAAGACGCUCAACAACACAUGAUGUGUAUCAUUUAUGUACAGGGUACGCCAAAUAUAAGGAUACUUCCAGGAGGUUUUUAUAAAAGGUUUUACACCUUAUAUCCAGAGGUCAUUUUAAAUGGUACAUACGCGUAUGAUUCGACGUUAUCUUUCAGGCUGUGGAUGUAAGAAUUUAUGACGAAAAUAUCCGGUGAGUUUUCAAUGUGCGAUCGGUCGAUAGCUCCGUUAUCAUAAAAAAUUCAAAAAAGUUGUUUACAAAAAUUGUACAAAAUGGUUCAUAACUACGUGGCCACACAAAUAUACAUUUUUUAAAAGUAAUGCCCUGGUUAUAGUUUGGUAUAGCACACUAUUCGUUUGGAUCGCUACUUUUGGAGCUAUGGCAUAUUGAACACUACAAUAUUCAGUUCUUUGCGGAUGCGUUAUACAAUAAUUUUAAUACUGACAAUAUAAUAAUUGCUGAGGCUCACGUUAAUGAAGACUUGACAUCCAUCGACCAGUAUGCAAAAAUUCAUAAUCUUAAUAGAUUAAAUCUUUUCAUCUGAAAUGGAUAUAUUAAAAUAUAGAGGGUAUUCCAUAGUAUAAAUGACCCGGUAGAAAGCAGCAUAUUUUCCAAGCCUGUAGUUGCCUACUGUUUUUUUAAAUAACUUUUUUUAGAUAUCUUUAAAAAUAAGGAGCUACCCACUGAACACAGUAAUAGCUCACCCGUUAUACAGCAAUAACAGCAUUUUCAACUAAUCGCAGCAGAACAGUUGUGUUGAAUCGAAACACUAUGAUGCAGAUGCGAUCCUGUUUGAACCUAGCAUGAUACAUUAAAGUCCUUGACUCCUAAAAUGUCUAAUUUUUGCUCAAACAUAUAAAUAGCAUUUUUGUGUAAAUUUCAGGGCGACGCAAAAUGAAUCAGCAAGUCACAUAACAUUUAUGUGUCUUGUGAUUUUAGUGUACUAAUUUGGAAUAACCUUUUUAAAAACCCUUCUGUGAGACGGUACUAAAUUUAUACGUUUGGCGUUCUCUGUGAACAUACAAAAGAACAAAUCCCUCCAUUUGGUGCCUUUUUAAUACUUGUACAUAUAUCGACAAUCAUUUGUAAGUUUAUUGUGUAAUCUUUAUAAUAUGAUGUUUUAUUAGUAGCAAGUGCCUUUUCAGAGGCAUAAGUUUAUUCUGUAAUCGUUAACAUAGUAGCUCAGUUAAAGUAUACUCUAUGCCUUUCACAAACUUAAAAUUUAACUGAUAAGUCACUGACGCGUUGGAAAGAAUCUUGAGGGUAUCACAACUUUUCGUUUGCAAAUUGUGAUACUUAAAUCUUUUGUAGAUUUAAUUGAAAACCUUGCACAUUUGUGUACUGAGUCUGAUUUAAGAGAUAACAUGUUACCCAUGUCAGGCUGAAAAGAUACAUUGGUGUGUCAUCAAUCAUUUUUUGGCAGAUCUUAAUAACAAUUCCUCUACAUAGAAUGUGAACGUUGAAAAUUGAAUUCAGUAUGGAAAAUACAUUUCAUGGGAUUAAGACGUUUAAUUUUCAGUACUUAACUGCCACUUGUAACUGAAAUAAUGCCUACAUUGCAGAGUGAACUACUUGUCCACCGUAUUUUACAUAGUAUUUAUUGUAAUUUGCUGAAAUUACUAUGUUUUUUAACUGUAUUUUAUAUAUUCAUUUUACAUAUUUUUUUCAUUUAAAACUCUAUGGAAUAUUCUUUAGUUUUUUAUUGUCUCCAAUUUCUUUCAGUUUGAUUUUUUCAAUAAUAUGUUGUCAACUUUAAAUAAUUUCACAAGUGAAUCUUAUUUUGUUAUACCCUAAAAUGUUUCUGCUACCUACGUAAUAUAUGUGCAAUACUGACAUUUUUUCAUUUCACGUAUUUCUUUUUAGUUUUAUAUCAGAUGAUUAACUGCUAAUCUAGUUAUAGCCAUGUAAAUAUUGUCUGUUUCAGUUUAAGUUGAAAAGUGUAUUUUAAUAUUGUAUUACAUAUUUUUUUGUAACCAUAGUAAUUUUGUAUGUUUUCCAAUAAAUACAAUGAUUGGUGA